Messenger RNA from Perognathus longimembris pacificus (Pacific pocket mouse), 2377 nucleotides. RefSeq names its product zinc finger protein 425-like. The transcript has 2 exons. NCBI's taxonomy places the organism in Eukaryota, Metazoa, Chordata, Mammalia, Rodentia, Heteromyidae. Gene Ontology annotation, biological process: regulation of transcription by RNA polymerase II. The coding region runs from base 28 to 2115 and encodes 695 amino acids. Gene Ontology annotation, molecular function: RNA polymerase II cis-regulatory region sequence-specific DNA binding; DNA-binding transcription factor activity, RNA polymerase II-specific. The record is from RefSeq and is a predicted model, not a curated record.
GGCAAAACAUUAAAGAAAAGUUAAUUGAUGAGAGGGAGAUGGGGGGUGAUUGCUGCAAUCAUAACUGUGUCUACAUUGUGUCUGAUAUUGCAGUUACCGCUGACUUUUGAGGACGUGGCCAUUUAUUUCUCAGAGCAGGAAUGGCAGCUUCUGCAGACAUGGCAGAAGAAGCUCUACAAGCAUGUCAUGAGAACCAAUUACGAGACUCUGGUCUCACUAGAUCCUUUGCAGGGCCACGGCUCCGCUCCACCCUUCUUAGGAGGAAGGGAAGACGUUUCCUUCAGCUCUCAGCAAGGCAUCAGCCUCGUGACCCCACAGAGACCUGACACCCUGGCUCCAGGCACAGCAGUCCAUGGCUCUAGCGAGUCUGUGGCAGAAGGGGGAUAUGCAAGUCACAGAGCCCUGGGCCUCCCUUCCUGGCAGGGUCUCCGGAGUCCUCACCUGGCCUGUGGAGAGGUCUGUGGGAAGGAAAACCAUUUAGGGAUGCAACCAGCAGGCCACUCCAAGGACACAGCGAAUAUUGUUGGAAAAAAACCCGCCAGCCAAGCCAACGUGGCCGGGGCCCCGUCGAGGGGGGAGCCAAGGAAUGUCUCCUUCAGCAUGUCCGCCCUGCACUGUGGGCGCGGCGUGCAGCAGCCCAAGGAUGCGCUUCCCUUCCACUGUGCCCAGUGCAAAGCGCGAUUCAGCCUGCGCAUCCAGCUGCACAUCCACCGGCGCAAGCACAGAAACCCCAGGCGCUUCCCCUGCAGCGAGUGCAGCCUCACCUUCUCCCAGCGGUUCCACCUCCAGGAGCACCUGCGCCUUCACAGCGGGGAGAGGCCCUUGCAGUGCCCGCAGUGUCCCAAGAGCUACCGUUGGAAGGGCUCCCUGCGGCUGCACCAGCUCACCCACAGCACGCAAAAGCCCUUCCAGUGCCCACAAUGCCCCAAGAGCUUCCGCCUCAAGCGCACCAUGCAGGUGCACCAGCUCACCCACAGCGCCCAAAAGCCCUUCCAGUGCCCACAAUGCCCAAAGAGGUUCCGCCUCAAGGGCACCUUGCAGGAGCACCAGCGCACCCACAGUGCCCAGAAGCCCUUCAAGUGCCUGCAGUGCCCCAAGAGCUUCCGCCGCAAGGGCACCUUGCAGGUGCACCAGCUCACCCACAGUGCCCAAAAGCCCUUCCAGUGCCCACAAUGCCCCAAGAGGUUCCGCCUCAAGGACACUCUGCGGUGUCAUGAGCGCACCCACAGUGCCCAGAAGCCCUUCCAGUGCCCACAGUGCCCCAAGACCUUCCGCCGUAAGGGCCACCUGCGAGAGCACGAGCUCACCCACAGUGCCCAAAAGUCCUUCCAGUGCCCACAAUGCCCCAAGAGCUUCCGCCUGAAGAGCAACCUGUGGCAGCACCAGCGCACCCACAGCACCCAGAAGCCCUUCCAGUGCCCGCAGUGCCCCAAGAGCUUCCGCUACAAGGGCUCCCUGCGGGAGCACCAGAACAUACACAGCGCCCAGAAGCCCUUCCAGUGUCUGCAGUGCGCCAAGAGCUUCCACCGCAAGGGCACCCUGCGGCAGCACCAGCUCACCCACAGCACCCAGAAGCCCUUCCAUUGCCCGCAGUGCCAAAAGAGCUUCCGCCGCAAGGACUCCCUGCGGGAUCACCAGCUCACACAUAGUGGCCAGAAGCCCUUCCACUGCAGCCAGUGCGGCAAGAGCUUCAUCCGGAAGACCGAACUCACCAGGCACCUGGGCCUGCACAGCAGGGAGAGGCACGUGCAGUGUUCCAUCUGUGGCAACAGCUUCCAGGCCAAGGCUGACAUGAAGACAUACCAGCUGCUGCACGGAGGGGAGAUGCCGUUCUCCUGCAAGUGCGGCAAGGGCUUCGCCAAGCGCUUCAAGCUGGUGGAACACAUCAGGACUCACAUCGGCGAGAAGCCUUUCCAGUGUAAGAAGUGCAAGAAACCUUUUCAGUGUCCCAAGUGCAACGAAGCUUUUCGCUUGAAGACACAGUUGGUCGGCCACCAGCGGGUACACACUGGGGAGAGCCCUAAGUCCAAACUCACUGCCCAUGUCAAAGUAAACACAAAACCGUGUCCUGCUCCGAGGGACCUGAAGCCUGAUCCUGAAAUUAAGAAAGGCUGAGCCUGCUAUUUACAAUGAUAGAAGCUGACUGGAUUUGAGGCAGGUGCACAGUCAACACAGCCAGUGAAUGAAUGAACGAGAUGGCCCUGGUUCCUCAGAAACGGCCCAAACCCAUGGGAAGGCAGAUGGGGAGAACGCAAGGGGCUGCUUUAAGCAAGCAUGUGACACAGAUUAGGAAUUUGGGUAAAGCUAACAGAUUUUUCUCCUUUGAAAUCACUGGCUACAUUUGCAAUCUAUUAAUAAAAGAGAGAUUUGUUCUGCC